Molecule: messenger RNA, 2172 nt
Organism: Gastrolobium bilobum
Lineage: Eukaryota; Viridiplantae; Streptophyta; Magnoliopsida; Fabales; Fabaceae
Product: external alternative NAD(P)H-ubiquinone oxidoreductase B3, mitochondrial-like
Exons: 10
Coding region: 1-1728 (575 amino acids)
Molecular function (GO): NADH dehydrogenase activity; calcium ion binding
Source: RefSeq, a predicted model, not a curated record
AUGCGUUGGUCUUCCUUCUACCACACAGCCUCGAGGGUUUUUCAUGAGUAUCCAUCCUGGUCCAAGUGUGUUGUUGUAUGCACUGUCAUCAGUGGUGGAGGUUUAGUGUCAUAUGGUGAUGCAGGACCAGUACAAAGUGAAUAUGCUAAUCAAAGCCAGAAAAAGAAGGUGGUGGUGCUUGGAACUGGUUGGGCUGGAACCAGUUUUUUGAAAAACAUGAAAAGCUCCUCCUAUGAUAUUCACGUGGUUUCACCACGUAACUAUUUUGCAUUCACUCCUUUGUUACCAAGUGUCACAAUUGGCACAGUGGAGGCACGGAGCAUUGUUGAACCUAUUCGCAGUGUCGCCCGGAAGAGUGGUGUAAAUAUACAAUUCAGUGAAGCUGAAUGCUAUAAGAUCGAUCCCAAGAACAACAAAGUUUACUGCCGUGCUGGUCAAGACAAAAAGCUGGGUGGUCUAGAAGAAUUUUCCAUUGAUUAUGAUUACUUGGUAAUAGCUAUGGGAGCCCGUUCUAAUACCUUUAACACACCCGGUGUUGAGGAGCAUGCUCACUUCCUUAAGGAAGUGGAAGAUGCUCUAAGAAUUCGUCGAAAAGUGAUUGACCUUUUCGAAAGAGCGAGCCUCCCUACUUUACCAGUGGAAGAGAAGAAAAAACUACUCAGUUUUGUAAUUGUUGGUGGUGGUCCAACUGGAGUAGAGUUUGCUGCAGAGCUUCAUGACUUCGUACAUGAGGAUAUAUCUAAAUUAUAUCCUUCUCUUAAAGAAUAUGUGAAGAUUACUCUCCUGGAGGCAGGCGAUCAUAUCUUGAACAUGUUUGACAAGAGAAUUACGGAAUUUGCUGAAGGGAAGUUCCAGAGAGAUGGCAUUGAUGUGAAGUUGGGAUCUAUGGUGGUCAAAGUUAGUGAAAAGGAAAUCUCUGCCAAAGAAAGAGGAACUGGUCAAGUUGUUUCUCUACCUCAUGGAAUGGUAGUUUGGUCAACUGGUAUCGGUGCUCGCCCUGAAUUACUUGAUUUCAUGAAGCAGAUUGGCCAGAUUAACAGACGUGCAUUAGUCACUGAUGAAUGGCUAAGGAUGGAAGGAUAUGACAACAUCUAUGCUCUAGGUGAUUGUGCCACUAUAAAUCAGCGUAGAGUUAUGGAAGAUAUAGCUGUGAUAUUUAGCAAGACAGACAAGAACAAUUCUGGAACGUUAGAUCUUAAAGAGUUUCAAGACGUUGUUGGUGACAUUAUAGAGAGGUACCCACAAGUGGAGAUUUAUUUAAAGAAGAACCAAAUGAAAGAUAUCGCCACACUGCUAAAGCAAUCUCAAGAAAGCUCUGUUUCAGUGAACAUUGAAUUCUUUAAAGAAGCUCUUUCCAAAGUAGAUUCUCAGAUGAAAAAUCUUCCUGCAACAGCUCAGGUAGCUGCUCAACAAGGUGAAUAUCUUGCAGACUGUUUCAAUCGCAUGGAGUUGUGUGAGAAGUAUCCUGAAGGCCCUCUUAGGUUCAGGGGGACAGGACGCCAUCGGUUUCAUCCCUUCAGGUACAAGCAUUUUGGACAAUUUGCUCCUCUAGGAGGAGAACAAACUGCAGCUCAGCUUCCAGGAGAUUGGAUUUCAAUUGGUCGUAGCUCCCAGUGGCUGUGGUAUUCAAUAUAUGCUAGCAAACUAGUCAGCUGGAGAACAAGGACAUUGGUGGUAUCUGAUUGGGGAAGGAGAUUCAUAUUUGGCAGGGACUCAAGUCGAAUCUGAGAUACAAUUGAAAGCUUGCAUUACACUUCAUAUAGAUUUCUUGGCACAGCAAAAAAGAACUGGGUGUUUGCUUUUCUCAUUCAAAAAAUAUUUUCUUUUUGUCCCAAUCUUGCAGAAAUUUAAUAGUACUGAUCAGUAACCCUAUGUUUUAAUUUGGUUUUGGUUGCUAAACAAAAGAAAGGUCACAUUUACAAGCUCGACUUCAUCUUGUUGCAAAAUUGCAACAAAUCUCCAAGGUGUUGUUCAUGGAAUAAGAAUCAAAUGUGCAAUUUAUAUAAGAAAGUUGUUAAUGUUUCCUAAAGGUUUGAUGGGUUGUUCCAGCAAAUAAUUUUUUAACUCAGGAUAUGUCUGAAUUCCCUUAUAAAAAAAAAAAGGCACAAAUUUCUCGGGGAAAUUUCAUUUUGUUCUGUACAACUUACACUUUACAAGAUCAAAGCUUUAAAA